This is a messenger RNA of Stegodyphus dumicola, 852 nucleotides long. RefSeq lists its product as uncharacterized. NCBI's taxonomy places the organism in Eukaryota, Metazoa, Arthropoda, Arachnida, Araneae, Eresidae. The record is from RefSeq and is a predicted model, not a curated record.
AUGACUACUCGAGAUGAAGAAAUUUUAUCAGAAUUUCACAAAACUUACAACACUGAAGACAAUCGAAGAAUUGUGUCUCUGCCUAGAAAACCAUUGGUCACACCUUUGCCUACAAACAAAAUUAUAGCGGAAAACAGAUUUCAUUCUCUUCAAAAAAGACUUGCAUCUAGUGAUGUGUUAAAGACACAAUAUGACAAAUGCAUGCUGAAUUACAUUGAACAAAAGCAUGUUGAAGUUUGUUCCAUAGAUGAAUCCAAUGAGAAGCCAGUAUAUUACCUUCCUCAUCAUGCUGUAAGAAAGAAAACGCAAUCUGAAACCAAGUGGAGAAUUGUGUUUGAUGCUUCCUCGCAUGCUCCAGGAAUGAUUUCACUGAACGAUACCUUGGAAGCUGGCCCGAAUCUUCUUCCUGAAUCUAUUGGUUGUCUACUAAGAUUUCGAUUGCAUGAAUUCGCUGUUACAUGUGAUGGUAAGCAAGCUUUUUUACAGUUGUCACUACAUAAAGAAGAUAGGGACGUCACAAAAUUUUUCUGGUACAAAUUAAAAUCUGAUUCAUCUCAACCUACUACUUUUACAGAUGAAAUAACUGUUUACAGAUUUACUCGUUUACCAUUUGGCCUUACUUGCAGUCCGUUUUUACUCUGUGCUGCGACACGAGAAUUGGCUGCAAAACAUAUCGCAGAAUUUCCAAUUGCUGCACCAAUGAUAGAUAAACAUCUCUAUAUGGAUGACUUUCUUGCUAGUAUGGAAACUGAAUCACGCAUUAUAAUGCUAUAUCACGAAAUCAAGAAUAUAAUGAAAUUGCCUAUGGAAAAAUGGGCUACAAACUCUUUGAAACUCAAAAAUGUACUAUAA